CGAGUUCUCUCCAUACGAUUCCAGGCUGACAUCCCCAACCGGUUUGAGAUGAAGUUACACAGGAAUAACAUCUUCGAGGAGUCGUAUCGUCGAAUCAUGUCCCUUAAAAGGCCUGAUGUUCUGAAGGCACGGCUGUGGAUCGAGUUUGAGUCAGAGAAGGGAUUGGACUACGGCGGUGUGGCCAGAGAGUGGUUCUUCCUCUUAUCGAAGGAGAUGUUCAAUCCUUACUACGGCCUGUUCGAAUACUCUGCCACGGACAACUACACUCUCCAAAUCAAUCCCAACUCCGGCCUGUGCAACGAGGAUCACCUCUCCUAUUUCAAGUUCAUCGGGCGUGUGGCAGGAAUGGCCGUGUUUCAUGGAAAACUACUGGAUGGUUUUUUCAUCAGACCCUUCUACAAGAUGAUGCUGGGAAAACAGAUCUCCCUUAAAGACAUGGAGUCAGUGGACAGUGAAUACUACAACUCUCUGAAGUGGAUCCUGGAGAAUGAUCCCACUGAGCUGGACCUGAGGUUCUGUAUUGAUGAGGACAACUUUGGACAGACGUACCAGGUCGACCUGAAGCCCAGCGGCUCAGACAUGGUGGUCACCAACGAGAACAAGAAGGAAUACAUUGACCUGGUCAUCCAGUGGAGGUUUGUCAAUCGGGUCCAGAAGCAGAUGAACGCCUUUCUGGAGGGCUUCACUGAGCUUAUUCUCAUCGAUCUGAUCAAGAUCUUUGAUGAAAAUGAACUGGAGCUGCUCAUGUGUGGUCUGGGUGACGUCGACGUUAACGACUGGAGACAACACACUGUUUACAAGAACGGCUACUGUCCCAACCAUCCUGUAAUACAGUGGUUCUGGAAGGUCGUCCUGUUGAUGGAUGCUGAAAAGAGGAUCCGUCUCCUCCAGUUUGUUACUGGAACGUCUCGAGUGCCCAUGAAUGGCUUUGCCGAGCUUUAUGGUUCUAAUGGACCUCAGCUGUUCACAAUUGAGCAGUGGGGAACACCAGAUAAGUUGCCAAGAGCUCACACAUGUUUCAACCGACUGGAUCUGCCCACUUACGACUCAUUUGAAGACCUGAGAGAGAAACUCCUCAUGGCUGUGGAGAACGCGCAGGGCUUCGAGGGGGUUGACUAAAACGGCACCCUCCGACUGAAUCCAACCAACCAACAAAUACAAAAAAUAAAUAAAAUAAAAAGCCACAGGGAUGUCAAACCAGCUGCUGUAGCAGUUCUGUGCGAGCAUGUUGUACUGUAAUGCCUGACUGUGAGCCAUCUCCACAGCACAGGUGGUUUGAGACUGUACAGCGAUUUGUCGAGCCAAUAUGCCUACGUCUUUAAAUCUUUUCAGAGUGGGUAGGUCACUCCUUAAAGGUGCUGGGGGAAGAACGGGAGAGUCGCACUGUUGAAUGCUGAAAUCUAUUAACCACAGGCAUGAGCAAUGAAUGAGCUGGCCCCUGAUCUGCCGUUUCUUUCCCCUCUACCCUCGUCCUGUGAAAAAUCUACAGUGCUGGAAAACACUAAUGCAUUUCAAUAGCUCCUUUAUUUACACUAUAGCACAGUAUUCAAGCACCCUUCAGUGGAGGGGACUUAGCAUGGCCUUAAUCUGGCUCCUACAUGCACUAUUUCUCUAAGAAACUGCAAUGGCACUAUGAUCACAACUCUCUCAAAUCCUUAGACCAACACCAGAUUACCUUAGGAAUGCUAGCCAAUCACAUUUCAGGAAAUCGGCCACACCCCUCCGUAGAGCCUUCUCUAUAUGUUGUGUGAUCAGAAAUCGCCGCUGCAGCCUUUUUGUAGAAUAAUGUUUUCCUUUUUUUAGCCACUGGUAAGGAUUCAAGAAUGGGGGAUACAAAAUAAUCCCCACAGAUGAUUUUUUUUUUAUAUAGUUUUUGUCACCAUGGAACAGAUUUGUUUUUUUGUUUUGUUUUUAAAUCAUUGGUAUAAUUCUUGCAGGAAAAUACUCUCAACGUAUUUGUACUGAUAAACAAUGUUGUUUACUAUUUUGACAAUUCUAUAUGACAUGAUGUGUGAAGUGUUAAUCUGGCUAGUCUGGGAAAUAAUUAAUCCAUAUCAUUUGUUAUGGUGAUAGCAAAUGUGUUGAAUAAAAAUGGUUUUUAUUGUAGUGCUAUGGAAGCAGCAUGAAACUGUAUCUUGUGUUUGCUUUGACUACAUCGUAGUAAUUUGGACGUGUAACCGGUCUCGAGGUCGAGAAGGGAAAACUAAAACUUGGGGAUAGUUUCUCUGAGAUGUUUGUGUCAUGAUUAUAUUAAUAUUCUCAUGCCUGUUGCUGUUCAUAAUGCUGUAAAUUGUUCUUGGAAAAAAAAACAUUUUAAGUUCUUUCAUGAUAUAUAAAUAUACGUAUGACUUUAACAGAAGUAUUACUGAUCAACAACACUAAAAUGAAGCUGUGUGCGUGCGCGGGUGUUUGAGAGAAAAGCUGUGAUUGCCACUGAAUAUAAAGCAGCACGUUUCUUACAAAGAAAAAUGUUUUUUUCUUUUUUAUGUUUUUUGUUUCUCUCUCCUUUUUCUAACACCAUUGAACCUAAAGGGCACUUUAUAGAUCACUCUGAGGUCACGUCGCCUGUUGUAUGUCUUUUGUCAUUAACUUGAAUGUGAUUCUUUUUUUUUCCAUUCAGAGCACUUACCCGGUGCAAUAUAAAUAGUCUGUAAAUCUGAGCUGCUGCUAAGGUAGAAAAAGUUGACAGAGUUGAAGCAGAGACUUCACAUCCUUUUAGUAUUCUCUAUUUCCUGUCUUCCCUUUGUCCCUUUUCUCUGCCUUUUUUUUUCCUCCCGUGUGUUUCUUCCCUCCUGUGAUCCCACCUCUCAAACUGACUCAGUAAAGAUUAGUCCUGUUUUUAAUGAACAACGGGAAAUAUCACUUUUGUUAAAGAUUCCACCACUCUCUGCAACUCUUUGUGGUUCAUUUAACUUCAGUCAAAUAAAAAUGAAACUUCUCAGA
This is a messenger RNA of Epinephelus moara (kelp grouper), 2943 nucleotides long. Its product is annotated as E3 ubiquitin-protein ligase NEDD4-like. The record is from RefSeq and is a predicted model, not a curated record. The transcript has 11 exons. Gene Ontology annotation, molecular function: sodium channel inhibitor activity; ubiquitin-protein transferase activity. Lineage: Eukaryota; Metazoa; Chordata; Actinopteri; Perciformes; Serranidae. Gene Ontology annotation, biological process: regulation of dendrite morphogenesis. The annotation marks the transcript as partial.